GAGGCUUCGUGGAGUGAAAUCAACACAGAAAUUUUCUAGUCACUUAACGGUACUCCUAAACUACCACCAAUAUGUCGAAACCUGUAGCAAUCGUCACGGGCGCCGGAUCCGGCAUCGGCGAGGCUGUCGCGAAGCACAUGUACAGCAAAGGCUACAAAGUCGUUGUUGCAGACAUGAAUCCGGCAACGGGCGAAAAGGUCGCGUCGGCUCUAGGACCAGAUGCGAAGUUCCUACAAGUCGAUGUCUCAUCAUACCAGUCUCAAGCUCGCUUGUUCAAGCAAGCGUACGAAUGGGGCGGUAACAGGCUCGAUUUCUGCCAUGCGAACGCUGGAAUCGAUGAUCGACAGAUCUUGUAUGAAGCUGAGGAUAAAGAAGAGCUGGAUGCGGAGGGACUCUUGAAGCCACUGAAUACGAAGACAAUGCAAGUCAACUUGGAGGGCGUUAUCCAGGGAUUGUGGUUGUUCAAGUACUAUGUACGACGUAGCAAAGAAGCCGGUGGAGGCAAGGGCAAGUUCGUUGCUACGAGCAGCGCAGCUGGUCUCUAUUCCAUGACGCAAUGUCCGCAGUACACCGCUUCCAAAUACGGUGUUAUCGGCCUCGCCCGUGCAUCCGGCCCUGUCUUCGUCAAAGAGGGCAUCACAGUCAAUGCAAUCUGCCCAGCUUUCAUUCCGACAAACCUAUGUCCGCCAGAGGUGCUCAAGCGUUGGCCUAAGGAGCACAUCACGCCUCUCUCGACGGUGAACAAAGCUAUCGAUGCUUUCUUGGCUGACGACAAACUUACUGGCCAAGCAGUCGAGCUUUCGCAAGAGAACAUCUACUUCCGCGAACAAGUCGACUACCCGAACGAGAGCCAGAAGUGGAUCGGACUCGAAAGUGACAAGAUUUGGAAUGAAGGUUAUGAAGUAGGCAAGCAGCCGCUGAAAAGGGAGGGCUACUAG
Parastagonospora nodorum SN15 is the source of this 938-nucleotide messenger RNA. RefSeq lists its product as hypothetical. The transcript is spliced from 2 exons. Bases 72 to 938 code for a protein of 288 amino acids. The record is from RefSeq and is a predicted model, not a curated record. Lineage: Eukaryota; Fungi; Ascomycota; Dothideomycetes; Pleosporales; Phaeosphaeriaceae. Gene Ontology annotation, cellular component: cytoplasm. Gene Ontology annotation, molecular function: oxidoreductase activity, acting on the CH-OH group of donors, NAD or NADP as acceptor.